AUUCAAGUUCAGUACACGCGAACAGCUCAAACCGUUUGGACGGUGGUGCGCGAACUAAGCUCGGUACACGACGGCAAAAACAUAAUACUUACACUAUACAUAGUAUUUAUGUAUUUAUAAUAAUAACAAACGUUACAACGACCCCAAACGCGAUUAUUUAAUUGCACACACAAAGGAAUCAGAUUGCAAAAAAAUAAUUAAAAAAAAAAAAUUACAACAACAAAUUAAAAAUUGCAAGCAAGGAAAUAUAUAUAAUUAUUGUUUUUUCAUAAGGACUGCGCAAGCGGAAAAUUGUUGGUUUUGAAAAAAAUAACGCCUUAUUUUAAAAUAAAAGUUAAAUUAAAUCUAAAAAAUAUAUAAAAGUGUAGGCUAAUAAAAAAAGAAUUUAAUUUUUUUUUUUGAAAAAAUAUUAUAUUAACGCCACCAAACGUUAUCACAAUGCCAUCGGAAAAAUCAAUUUACAAUCCGAAUCCGGCACUUAGCCGUGAUGCCUACAUAUCCAGCAUGGCUGAGUAUAGAAAAUUCUAUGAAGAAUCAUUGGACAAUCCAGAGGAAUUCUGGAUGCGCGUAGCCAAACAAUUUCAUUGGGAAACACCAGCCGAUCCAAAAAAGUUCCUGCAAUACAAUUUUAAUCUAACCAAAGGACCUAUCUCCAUUAAAUGGAUGGAAGGUGCCUCCACAAAUAUUUGCUAUAAUCUCUUAGAUCGCAAUGUACGCAACGGACUGGGCGACACUAUAGCCUAUUACUGGGAAGGCAAUCAUCCCGACGACUACUCACGUGGUCUCACCUAUCGUAAAUUGCUCGAGGAGGUCUGCCGCUUCGCCAACGUACUUAAAGAUCAUGGCGUGAAGAAGGGUGAUCGCGUCUCAAUUUAUAUGCCGAUGAUCCUUGAACUACCGAUCGCCAUGUUGGCUUGCGCACGCAUUGGUGCUGUACAUUCCAUUGUCUUUGCUGGCUUUUCACCCGAUUCGUUGGCGGAACGUAUGUUCGAUUGCCAGGCAAAGGUGUUGAUCACCGCUGACGGUGCUUGGCGUGGCGAGAAACCAUUGUACCUGAAGGCACUCUGUGAUGUGGCGUUGGAGAAGGUCGAAGAGAUGGGUCACACGGUGGAGAAGUGCAUUGUGGUGUCACAUUUGAAGCGCGUAACACCCUGUGCCGAUGAUCAUGUCGAACAGGAUAUACCAUGGACGGAAGAUCGUGAUUUCUGGUGGCAUGAGGAGAUGGAAGACAAGGAGCCAGCCUGUUAUCCCGAAUGGAUGGAGGCCGAAGAUCCACUUUUCAUGUUGUAUACAAGUGGUUCCACUGGUAAACCAAAGGGUGUAUUACAUACCACAGCGGGUUAUUUGUUGUAUGCGGCUACAACAUUCAAAAUUGUCUUCGAUUAUAAGCCUGGUGAUAUUUAUUGGUGCACAGCUGAUAUUGGCUGGAUCACCGGACACACGUAUGUGGUGUAUGGACCAUUGGCCAAUGGCGCUACAUCGGUGAUGUUCGAGGGUACACCUUUCUACCCUGACAAUGAUCGUUUCUGGGCUGUAAUCGACAAGUACAAGGUGACACAAUUCUACACCGCACCAACAGCUAUACGUGCGCUGAUGAAGUUCGGUGAGGCGCCAGUUUUGAAACACAAUCUAAACGGUUUAAAGGUACUUGGCAGCGUGGGUGAACCCAUUAAUCCAGAAGCUUGGAUGUGGUUCUAUCGUUAUAUUGGUAAAGAGAAAUGCUCGAUUGUUGAUACAUUCUGGCAGACAGAGACUGGUGGUCACGUGAUCACACCCAUUCCAGGCGCUACUCCAAUGAAACCAGGCGCAGCGUCAUUCCCAUUCUUUGGCGUUAAGCCGACACUACUUGAUGAGAGCGGUAUUGAAAUCAAAGGUGAAGGUGAAGGUUACCUAGUGUUCUCACAACCAUGGCCGGGGAUGAUGCGCACGUUGUUUAAUAAUCAUGAACGUUUUGAGAGCACAUACUUCUCGAAAUUCCCUGGCUUCUACUGCACUGGAGAUGGCGCACGCCGCGACGCUGACGGUUACCUCUGGAUUACCGGACGUGUCGAUGACAUGCUCAACGUUUCGGGACAUCUUAUGUCCACCGCCGAAGUAGAGUCAGUGCUAACCGAACAUCAUCGUGUAGCCGAAGCUGCUGUCGUCUCACGACCACACGUAGUUAAAGGCGAAUGCCUCUAUUGCUUCAUUACGCCCAAUGAGAAUGAGACCUUCGAUGCCAAACUCGUUGCGGAAUUAAAGAAAUUGGUGCGUGAACGCAUCGGACCUUUUGCCAUGCCCGAUGUGGUGCAACAUGCACCCGGUUUGCCGAAAACACGUUCCGGUAAGAUAAUGCGUCGUGUGUUGCGCAAAAUAGCGGUGAAUGAUCGCAAUGUAGGCGACAUCUCAACGCUGGCCGACGAGAGUAUCGUGGAACAAUUGUUCAAGAAUCGACCGGCGGAAAAGUAAAAAGUACAGUAAAGCGUUGAAUGAUUAAAAAAAAUUUGCAGAAAAUACAAAAAUUUUAGUAAUAAUUUGUAAAAAGUAUGAAAAGGAAAGGCAGCCGGCGUCAAUAUGCAACGAUACAGUGAGAGUGUGCGGCAAAAUGGUUAUACAUAGGCUAUUAAAAAUAUGCUUGAUACACUAAAUCCGAAAAAUCAAACACAAUGAGCGCGGAAAACGCUUACAGGCCACUAUACACCUAUAUAUAUAUAUAUAUAGCUGUUGGUUGGAAAAAAUAUUUUUUUUUAACUACGUAGCACAAAUUUAAUGUCUCCAGCUUGUGAAAUAAUGACUCAAGGUGGUAGUUGAAAUGAAAAAAAUUUCAUUAAAAAAUUUAAAAUUUUUCACAGAAAACAAUUUUAGCCAGUGUUGCCAAUUGUGCAUAUUUAAUUUUUUUUCUUUUUUCCUUUAUUUUUUUCAAACUCCGAUUAUAUGCCUAUCAACUGUAUGUACAUUUGUAGCUUGCUAUUCCAGUAUAUUCUUAACAAAUAUAUUAUAUAUAUAUUUAAUAUAUAUAUAUGAAAAAUAGUUAUGUAAUUAUGUAGUAAACAAAUGCAAAUAUAUUUUAAGGCAAAGGCAAAUGUAAAACAAGUACUACAGUGAACCACGAAUAUAUAUAUACACAAAAACAUACAUACAUACAUAUGUAACUAGAAAGUUUGUAGAAAGUAUAAUAAUAAUUUUGUUUCCGUUAGUUUGUACGCUAGUGAAUUAUCUCAUAUACAUAUGUAUAUGUAUAGCAAAUACUUGCAAUACAUAUGUAUGUACUUUUUGGUGCUUUGGUAUAUAGAAAGCAUGUU
Molecule: messenger RNA, 3281 nt
Organism: Zeugodacus cucurbitae (melon fly)
Lineage: Eukaryota; Metazoa; Arthropoda; Insecta; Diptera; Tephritidae
Gene: AcCoAS
Product: acetyl-coenzyme A synthetase
Exons: 6
Coding region: 439-2448 (669 amino acids)
Molecular function (GO): acetyl-CoA synthetase activity; AMP binding
Source: RefSeq, a predicted model, not a curated record